Molecule: messenger RNA, 2813 nt
Organism: Aspergillus steynii IBT 23096
Lineage: Eukaryota; Fungi; Ascomycota; Eurotiomycetes; Eurotiales; Aspergillaceae
Product: MutS family protein MSH4
Exons: 7
Coding region: 1-2721 (906 amino acids)
Biological process (GO): mismatch repair; reciprocal meiotic recombination
Cellular component (GO): nucleus
Molecular function (GO): ATP binding; ATP-dependent DNA damage sensor activity; mismatched DNA binding
Source: RefSeq, a predicted model, not a curated record
AUGGCGUCCCCGGGGUUCACCAGCAACUCGUUCGUUCCCCUCUCCAGACAGAGCAGUGGACUCCACAGGACUACUACGAGGCCCACAACCACAGCGACCAGCGUGGCAACCCAGGACAUUAUCUGUGCAGUUAGCGAAUCCCGCGGCAUUUCCUCGACUGUAGGUCUUGCCUUUGUCAAUCUCUCGACUGCAGAGACGGCUCUGUGCCAGAUAUGUGACAGCCAGACCUAUGUCAAGACGGUGACGAAGAUCGGAGUGUUUGAGCCGACAGAGAUCCUUUUUAUGAAUACUGCCAAAGAAUCCAAACUGUUUUACAUUAUUGAGGAGAAUGUUCCAAAUACUACGUUGACUUUUCUAGACCGCAAGUUCUGGUCGGACAAGACCUGCCUUGAGUAUGCAGAUCGACUGGCUUUUCCAAUGGAUAUUGAAUCGAUCAAGAUCACGUUCGGGGGAAACUACUUCGCCGCCUGCUGCUUUGCUGCGGUAAUCCAGUAUGUUGAGCUCGAGUUGAACAGGGUCUUUAUGGCGCAAUCCCUUCGAAUACGGUUUGAGCCCUCCCAAGGAUCGAUGUCAAUCGAUCUGCCCACCAUUUUCUCCCUAGAGUUGAUUCAAAAUCUCCAUUUGAGGAAGUCGAAGGAGAACCUAUAUGGUCUCCUUAACGAGACCCUCACUCCCAUGGGUGCAAGACUCCUUCGAGCCAAUCUCCUGCAACCUUCGACGGAAGAGUCGAAGUUAUUGGCGAGAUACGACGCUGUGGAGGAUUUGUCCACGAAGGAAGAGAUGUUCGCAUCCGUUAGACAAGCCCUAAAGGGAUUUGUCGAUGCGGACAAGGUCCUCACAUCGCUCGUUCUUGUUCCUACCAAACAAACUUUCCAAUACCUCGAGCAGUCCGUGAAUAAUGUCAUCAUGUUAAAGACAUGCGUUUCUUCGAUCAAGCCCGUGUACAAGGCACUCGCACCGGCACAGAGCAGUCUAUUACUGACUAUCAGAGAGCUGUGUGCCCCAGUGGAAUAUCGAGAUAUUGAACAAAUGAUUGAAGACACAAUCAAUGACCACAUCACGUAUCAAUCAAAGCCACUAGACCUCAGAAAUCAACGUAUCUACUGUAUCAAGGCCGGAGUAAACACUCUGCUUGACGUUGCGAGACAAACAUACAAGGAGGCGAGCGUAGACGCUGCAGAGCUCGUAGCAAAACUCUCAGAGACUCACUCCGUUGACCUGGAUUUGAAGUUCGACAAAGCUCGCCAAUACUAUGUAAGCUUCCAGGCGACAGAGCUGGAUUCACUCCCGGAAAUAUUCAUCAAUGUGUACCGCAAAAAGAACCGCAUUGAGUGUCAGACUCUUGACCUCGUAAAGCUUAACCAAAAGAUUACAGACGCGCACAAUGAGGUGGUCAACAUGAGCGACGAGACGGUCCAGGAGCUAAUCAGAGACGUUUGUGCUGGAAUCUCCAAAAUGUUUCGAGCAAGCGAAGCAAUAGCCAUGCUCGACAUGCUAGCCGCAUUUGCGCAGCUCGCUACGUGCAAUGACUACAUUCGCCCUGAACUGACCGACACCCUGGCUAUCAAAGAUGGGCGCCACCCAAUUCGUGAGAAAAUCCACGCAAAGAAGUUCAUUCCUAAUGAUGCCUACGCGACACAGCAAUCUCGGUUCCAGAUCAUCACCGGGUGCAACAUGAGUGGAAAGUCCACAUACAUUCGUACCUUGGCCCUAAUGACCGUCAUGGCACAGGUUGGCUGCUUUGUUCCAGCAGAGCACGCUUCAUUUCGUAUUGUCCACGAGCUUUUUGCUCGUGUGUCCACUUCCGAUGAUCUAGAGGCAAACGUGUCGACUUUUGCCGCGGAGAUGCGCGAGAUGUCGUUUAUACUUCGAAAUAUCUCGCCUCGUAGCAUGGUCAUCGUCGACGAACUCGGCCGCGGCACUAGCACCACCGACGGCUUGUGCAUCGCCAUCGCAAUUGCGGAAGCCUUAAUACAAAGUAAGGCGCUUGUCUGGUUUGUGACUCAUUUUCAAGACCUAGCUACUAUCCUAGCCCAACGCAGUGGCGUCAUCAGUCUCCAUCUAGCAGCGGAGAUAUUGCCCGAUGCAUCUAAAAUGACGAUGCUUUACAAGAUUGCCGAAGGUCCUAACACAAGCCAGUUCUAUGGUCUGACGCUGGCCAAACUGGUCGAUCUAUCGUCUGUCGUGCUUCAGACUGCCCGGAGGGUCUCUGAACAGCUGAGCAAGAUUUCAGAGAGGCGACACGGGUCUUCGAGGGCACUGAAUGUGGCUCGAAAGCGCAACUUGUUACUUUCGCUCCGAGAACAACUCCUUCAAGCCCGGAGUGGAAAUUUUAAAGGCGAGAUGCUGAGGAAAUGGCUCCAAAGACUACAGGACGACUUCACAUUGCGUAUGGCCGCGAUUGAUGAAGAGGAUGAUGCCCUGAUCGAAGAGAGUGAUGGAUUUAUUGCAGGAGAGGACAACUCCGACUCCGACUUCGAUGAUGAUGGCGGUAGUAACAACCACGAUUAUUCCGACCAAGAAGAACUCGAAAUGGGAUUCAUCAGUUCAGGUCAAUCGAUUGCACUGGGAAGCCCGUUCGAAUAUUCCGACGACGGACUUCCAUCCGACUCCAUACAAGUAUUUAACGAUGGGUCGACAGACGAAAUGUUGACUUUUGCAACCUCGUCGUCAGACGGACAAGUGCUGGGCGUUGAAGUUUCAUCCGACAUCUUUUCAUAGAUGAGCAAUGGAUCGGUUUCAUGAUUCCCGAAUAUCGUUCCAAUGGAUUCCUGAGUACCAUGUGUUAUUGUGAACGGAUGCGGCGUAUUAUC